Messenger RNA from Malania oleifera, 531 nucleotides. RefSeq lists its product as uncharacterized. Bases 1 to 531 code for a protein of 176 amino acids. NCBI's taxonomy places the organism in Eukaryota, Viridiplantae, Streptophyta, Magnoliopsida, Santalales, Ximeniaceae. The record is from RefSeq and is a predicted model, not a curated record. The transcript is spliced from 2 exons.
AUGGAGCCCAAGGAUAACAAUAGCGGUUCUGAAGGAACUGUGAGUAAUGAGACUCCUUCUGUGCCUCGUGCGUUAAUGAGGCAGCUAUCUAGAAAGGCCGGGCGUUGGUGGAUUGUGGUGAGUCUGCUUGAGAAGCAGAGAGUUGGUCCAUCGGGUAUGACAUGGGGCCACUUCAAGGAGGUAUUCUUCGAGAGAUACUUUUCGGUUUCCACUAGAGAUACGAAGGCCGAUGAUUUCUCGGGCCUGAUACAGGGGACUCUGACGGUGCAAAGGUACGCCUCCAGAUAUAUUGAGUUAUCUCGUUUGGCACCGUACUUAGUUUCGAAUGAGUACAAGAAGGCUCGAAGGUUUGAGAGGGGUCUGAGGAAAGACAUCCGCCGUCUUGUGGAGAUGCUGCAGAUUCGUGAGUUCUCCAUUUUGGUGGAUAAAGCCACAAUAGUUGAGACCAACCUUCAGGGAGAUGAAAGGGUGCAGGAUCAGAGGAAGAGGUUUGUAUCUUCUAGUUCUUAUAGUGGUCCUCAGCAGGGAUAG